CUCGUGCCAGCCUCCGAGGAUUAACGGUGCGGGAGAAGCACCGUGCGAGGAGGACCGAGGAUCGGCGGGACCGGACCGUUAAACUCGGUACAACAGGAUCCGGACCCCAGCUUUACCGGGACUUUACUGCUCCGUGUUCCAUUUGAUUCUAUUAUUUUCUAUUCUAAUCCCAACUGCAGAAGAGACGCGCAGAGUUAAAAGAGGCUGAGCGACCGGAGGGAAGAGUCGGAGUCAAACCCUGAAAACAAGAAUCUCGUUCCUGAAAUAUUUUAAUUGAAUUCCAGCGAAUCAAACGGGAAACUGGUGGAUUUUAUGAGUUCGAUCAGCAGCAAACUGGCCGGAAACGACAAGAAAUGGAAUAAUUGGACUUUUCAGCCUUGAUUCGGGGAUAUUCUGUCAUCCGGUGGAAUUCUUCCAGUUUCGCCCGAACCAGGUGUCAGGAAUUAGGAGGAUAAGUGAGAGGAAAUAUCACGGGGGCUCACUUCACUUUUCUCUCGGAGGGUGUUCGACUCCCCCCGCGGAUGGAGGGAUGAAACCGGGAGAGGAGAAGACGGUGGAGAGUAAGAAAGAGAGAGGAGGAUGUAGAAUGCAAAAGGGACGCACCCCUCUGAAAGACGGGAUUGAACUCUAAACCCAAACGGAGUCUACUGGAGGAUUUUUACCACAUUCAUGGGAGGGGUUCUGUUUCCUGGACGCGGUUUGUGUGGAGUUACAACUACAGGCGUCAGGAUCAUGUAAGGAUGGGAUCUGGACCAAUACCUGCGCCCUGACAGCUCAGCUGGUGGGAACAGAGAACAUCUGGGAGUUUGGAAAACUGCCAGAAGACCCUUGAGCUGCAGCCUGGUCCAUGAUGCUGUGUCUUUACUGUAACACGUGAAUCUGGAAACAGUGUUUAGUAUGCUCCUGCAUCUGUGAAGGUGUUGCAUCCAGGUGAGGAUGGGAACCAUGGAGAGGUUGUUGCUGUGUGUGAUGCUGGCAGUGGCCAUGGCCGUGAGGGCACAGGUCUGCCCAAAGCGCUGCGUCUGUCAGAUUCUGUCACCCAACCUGGCAACCCUCUGUGCAAAGAAGGGUCUGCUGUUUGUUCCCCCCAAUAUUGACAGACACACAGUGGAGCUUCGGCUGGCUGACAACUUUGUCACGAGCGUGAAAAGGAAAGACUUUGCAAACAUGACUCGGCUGGUGGACCUGACGUUAUCCAGAAACACCAUCUCUUACGUCACACCUUAUGCCUUCGCUGACCUGGAAAAUCUCAGAGCGCUUCACCUGAACAGCAACCGGCUAACGAGAAUAGGGAACGAUACGUUCAGCGGGAUGUCCAAGCUCCACCACCUGAUUCUGAACAACAACCAGCUGGUUCUGAUCCAUCAGGGCGCGUUCAACGACCUGCUGGCGCUGGAAGAGCUGGACCUCAGCUACAACAACCUGGACUCGAUUCCCUGGGAGGCCAUUCAGAAGAUGAUAAGCCUCCACACGCUGAGUUUAGACCACAACAUGCUGGAUUAUAUUCCAGAGGGAACCUUUUCCCUCCUGCAGAAACUCAACCGACUGGACGUCACCUCCAAUAAACUUCAAAAGCUGCCACCAGACCCGCUCUUUCAGCGGGCGCAGGUGCUGGCGACAUCAGGAGACCACACCCCCUCCACCUUUGCCCUGUCGUUUGGUGGAAACCCUCUGCACUGUAACUGUGAGCUACUCUGGCUGAGGAGGCUGAACCGGGAGGACGACCUGGAGACCUGCGCCACGCCUCAGCACCUCUCGGGUCGGUACUUCUGGUCCAUCACCGAGGAGGAGUUCCUCUGUGAGCCCCCCCUCAUCACCAGAUACUCCCAUGAGAUGAGGGUCCUCGAGGGGCAGAGAGUCUCCCUCAGGUGUAAGGCCAGGGGUGAUCCAGAACCGGCCAUUCACUGGAUCUCACCCGAAGGCAAACUGGUGUCCAACUCCUCUAGAACCUUGGUCUACAACAAUGGGACCCUGGACAUCCUCAUCAGUACUGUGAAAGACAUCGGUUCCUUCACCUGCAUCUCAUCCAACCCUGCUGGUGAAGCCCACCAAACUGUUGACUUGGUCAUCAUAAAACUCCCACACAUUUCCAACAACACCAACAACAUCCAGGAGCCUGACCCCGGAUCGUCAGACAUCUCUACGUCCAUCCGAGGUGGCGCCAACGGGAGCAAUGUCACUGGUGAUGUGAAGGGUGGUGUCGAUAAGAGGGUGGUGACGGCCGAGGCUACGUCAUCGACCGCGCUGAUCAAAUUCAACUUCCAGAGGAAUAUUCCAGGAAUCAGAAUGUUCCAGAUACAAUACAAUGGAAGCCAGGACGACUCGCUGGUCUACAGAAUGAUCCCCCCAUCAAGCAAGAACUUCCUGGUGAAUAACCUGGCAGCGGGGACGGCGUACGACCUCUGCGUGCUGGCCAUCUACGAUGAUGUCAUCACCUCUUUGACGGCGACACGCGUGGUUGGCUGUGUGCAGUUCACCACCGAGUCAGAGUACAUGAGGUGUCACUUCAUGCAAUCUCAGUUCCUCGGCGGGACAAUGAUCAUCAUCAUCGGCGGGAUAAUCGUGGCCUCGGUGCUCGUUUUCAUCAUAAUCCUGAUGAUACGAUACAAGGUGUGUAACCAAGGUGACGGUGGAAAAGGCGUGUCACUGUCGAUGACCAACGUUCACUCCCAGACCAAUGGGCAGCAGUCGCAGGGAUGCUCCGUGACUCCCAGUGCCUCCAAACAUGGAUCGAUCGGACUGGACGAUCUAUCCGGAGGCGCAAAGAAACAGAGCGGAGCUGCGUCAGCGGGAGGAGGAGGAGCACGUGGAGAGAAGGACACAGUAGCUCAGUCAUCUGAAUGCUCCCUGCCGGACUGUUCCACAGCCACGUCGGUCCUCAGCCAGAGUUGGGGGGCCAAAAGCCCGACGGCUGCAGGUGAGGGCCGGGUGAAAGUGGCUGAACAAAGACCACCAGCUGGAGUCGCAUCACCCGCCACUAGUUCUCUGCACAGGUCAAAGCGAAAGCCAGCUCCCAGUAAGCCUGGAGCUGUUGGCUCCAACACCCCAGCCACGCCCGAGAACAUCCCCCCAGCAGCUUCUCCUCGCCCAUCUUCUUCCACCCCCACCUCGACCCUUCUACCUUCCACCAUCUCCACCCCUCUGGAGAACCUCAACACCAACCGCAACAACUCCACCUCGCUGAACCAAACUCCACCUCCUCCUUCCUACCCCUCUCCUUUCUCCAGCCCCCUAGCAUCUCCCAGCCCCGUUCCUUCCAUACGCUUCAGAGAGACGCCCAUCCUACAGCGGGCUCUUCGCUCCGCUUCCUCCUCCGCAAAGUACCAGACUCUUCCAGUAGAGGAGGUGGCUCGGAGCCGGGCAAGGAGAAGGUACUCGCUCAGUGAAGGAGGCUCAAAGACUCACCCACCCCACCAGGGAGCCGGCGGGGGAGGAGCGCCAAAGUUAGGGCGUGUCAUGAGGAAUAAAAGGAGCCAAUCAAUGAGUGGGAUGUUGCUCCCUAAGGAAGAGGACGGAGAUUCGGACAAAGGGCGUUGCGACUCGGACUGGAUCCUCGAAAGCACAGUUUGAUCAACAAGGCAGCAAUCAAAAAACUUCAUCAACCUCCGCGUGUGUGUGUGUGUGUGUGUGUGUGUGUGUGUGUGUGUGUGUGUGUGUGUGUGUGUGUGUGUGUGUGUGUGUGUGUGUGUGUGUGUGUGUGUGUGUGUGUGUGUGUGUGUGUGUGUGUGUGUGUGUGUGUGUGUGUGUGUGUGUGUGUGUGUGUGUGUGUGUGUGUGUGUGUGUGUGUGUGUGUGUGUGUGUGUGUGUGUGUGAUGAAAACCCCAUUUUUGAUGUUUCAAACUGUGUGUCUAGAAUGUACGUUUACAUCUUUCAUACCUGAACAUGAAAGGAUGAUUUCUGGGUGAAAAUGUGUCAACUUUUUUUUUUUAACUUGUUUGCCACGAUGCUUCUCCUGAGUUGUUGUGUGUUUUUUUUCAUUCGGUUUACUGUCUUUUCUUUGUUCUCCACUCUGACACGAUCCUUCUGAAAAGUGAUUACCUUGCCUUGUCUCGUAGCGUUCUCCAGUUGUCUUGUUGGUUCCACUUUACAGCACAAAAGAAAACCAAGACAAUGGGCUUGCCACGUCACACUCACCUUAUCAGAAAACACCACAAAUACGGGGAAAGAAGAGGGUUAAAAACAAUAAAAACAGAAGAAAAGCACAUUGUUUUUGAUGUUCACACGCUUGGCGGACAGUGUGGAUCCAUAGUGUGGCAAGAGAACAGCAGUCCGUGCCUUCUUUUGCUCUAGCAGACCCUCACUAACACAAACCAGAUUUCACUCAGCUCCACCAACCAGAACAGAGGAGGAGGAAACAGAUUUCACACAUAGCCUUUCUUACCUACAGAGGAGUUCAGACUCUUCUUGACAUUUAAAGAGAAGAAGAAACGAAGACUUUAAUGGACCUCUUAUGAAAUUGUUAUUUUUAAAAGGAAAAAAUAAACAACCUGAUAAUCUUACAAGCUUUUCACUGACAUUGGCCUGUGUCGGCCACGAGCUCCCAGGAAGCUUCUGUACAGAAAAAAGACAACAUGUACUGUGUUGUUAUGUUGUGUAAAAUAAAAAAAAGAGGUAAAAUUUUA
This is a messenger RNA of Nothobranchius furzeri (turquoise killifish), 4622 nucleotides long. RefSeq names its product leucine rich repeat and fibronectin type III domain containing 5a (gene lrfn5a). The record is from RefSeq and is a predicted model, not a curated record. Lineage: Eukaryota; Metazoa; Chordata; Actinopteri; Cyprinodontiformes; Nothobranchiidae. Gene Ontology annotation, molecular function: protein binding.